Molecule: messenger RNA, 1519 nt
Organism: Asterias rubens (European starfish)
Lineage: Eukaryota; Metazoa; Echinodermata; Asteroidea; Forcipulatida; Asteriidae
Product: protein snail homolog Sna-like
Exons: 2
Coding region: 479-1318 (279 amino acids)
Biological process (GO): regulation of DNA-templated transcription
Molecular function (GO): RNA polymerase II cis-regulatory region sequence-specific DNA binding; DNA-binding transcription factor activity, RNA polymerase II-specific
Source: RefSeq, a predicted model, not a curated record
UAUGAGCGCAGCUAAGCAUGAAAAUGUAGUUUUUAUUGUUUGAAUGACGCACAGGAGUACCCACCGUAUGCGUCACGUGACUUAUACGCGGGUUACUCAAAAUGAAUGAACCGUGUCGUGAUUCAUUCAUUUGAGUGCAUUGAUGCAUGUCAGUAUCAAAGCAGCGUCCUUAGCAACAGAAUCCAAUUCAGGCCGCUGCUUACUCUGCUGUAGUGUUGGUGUCGCAUUCCGGCAACAGCGUAUUUUAUAUACGAUAUUAAGUUCCACAUAUGGAACAUAUUAUGUUUUCCUUUUUCUUCUGUUGGUUUUUUAAUUCUUUGCUGACAGGCAUGUCGAACGCUGAAGUCUGCUACAACUGCAGAAUGCAAGGACACUGGUCCAGAGAGUGACCACUCCAUAUCGAUUAGACCUAGAGCCAGAGCUGCCCACUCACUCGACUACACCACAGGAGCUCUAAGUCAGCAUUAAAGAGGCAAACAUGUUUGACAAGUUUGUAUAUGUAUUUAGAGCUGCUGAUAGCGAUGAUGUUGAGGUACAUAGUGGCGUCAUCUCCAAAACACGCUCUCUUCCUUGGUCAUUUGGAAAAUCUUGCGAUGAUGAAAAGAAGUACUACUUUUGGCAACAAAGUAUGUUAUUCACACAUAAAUUGUCCGUGAAGUAUUCUUGCAGCAUCCAUAAAAUGGAUAAAAAAACUGUAUCUUUUGCCAGCCUUAAACUAGUACAAGGUGCAAGUAAGUCCUGGUUACCUCCCAUGUCGACUACCGAUACACCUUCUGUUGUGUUGACAACCAAAUCUGAAAACGUUCACAACAACAACGACAGCAAGAACAGCCACCUUAAAGUUCAUACAUCAAAACAAAAGUGUCCUGAACAUGUAAUGGUUUGCAGGACUUAUAAGGGACUGUUCAAACAAAAGCAAUCUCAUUGUGGUGAUUAUAAGCUGGAAGAUCCCCAAAGGUAUUUUACCUGCAAGUACUGUAACAAGCACUACAUGUCUUUGGGAGCUUUGAAGAUGCAUAUUCGAACUCACACAUUGCCAUGUAAAUGCCAAUUUUGUGACAAGUCGUUUUCAAGAGCUUGGCUGCUGAAAGGUCAUAUCCGCACUCAUACAGGGGAGAAGCCAUUUUCUUGUUCUUAUUGUCUGCGUGCGUUUGCUGAUCACUCAAACCUUCGAGCUCAUCUUCAAACUCAUUUUGACAUGAAGCGGUACAGCUGCCAGUCUUGUUCCAAGAGCUUCUCAAGAAUGUCAAUGUUGGUCAAACACCAGGAGACGGGUUGUUUGACUGAAAUCUAUCAUUCAAAUGAACUUUACAUCUAAGUUUCCCUUAUUUCAAAGGUGAAUUAUAUAGCUGGUCAUGGUAAAAAUAACUGUUGAACACCACCAAUUCAAUAUAUUGCAAGAACGUGGGAUACAGAAAUAUCAUCUUGUGUUCUUCAUCAAUGUUUCAAGGUAGUGGACACUAUUGCUAAUUACUCAAAAUAUUUUUUAGCAUAAAAAGUUACUUGGUAAUGAGUAAUG